AUGUCAUUCCUGACUACAGACCCAUUUCCAGUACGUCAUCUCGACCACAGAACUACUCCCAGUACGUCAUCUCAGGCACAUAACUACUCCCAGUACGUCAUCUCGACCAUAGACCUUACUCCCAGUACGUCAUCUCAGGCACAGAACUACUCCCAGUACGUCAUCUUGAGGCACAGAACUACUCCCAGUACGCUCAUCUCGACCACAGAACCACUCCCAGUACGUCAUCUCGACCACAGAAUCAUUUCCAGUACGUCAUCUCGACCACAGACCCACUCCCCCAGUACGUCAUCUCAGGCACAGAACUACUCCCAGUACGCGUCAUCUCGACCACAGAACUACUCCCAGUACGUCAUCUCUGACCACAGAACUACUCCCAGUACGUCAUCUCUGACCACAGAACUACUCCAGUACGUCAUCUCGGACCACAGACCUACUCCCCAGUACGUCAUCUCAGGCAUUGCAGAACUACCCCCAGUACGUCAUCUCGACCACAGAACUACUUCCAGUACGUCAUCUCGACCACAGACCUACUCCCCAGCACGUCAUCUCAGGCACAGACCCAUUCCUGCACAAGGUCAGUCCUCAUCUGUAACUACUCCCCACGUCAUCUCUGACCACAGAACUACCCCCAGUACGUCAUCCGGACCACAAACCACUCCCAGUACGUCAUCUCAGGCACAGAACUACUCCCAGUACGUCAUCUCGACCACAAACUACUUCCCAAACUACUCCCAGUACGUCAUUCAGGCACAGACCUACUCCCAGUACGUCACGUCAUCUCAGGCACAUGAACUACCCCAGUACGUCAUCAUCUCAGGCACAGAACUACCCCAGUACGUCAUCUCGACUCACAGAACCACUUCCCCAACCUACUUCCAGUACGUCAUCAUUCAAGCACAGAACUACUUCCCAGUACGUCAUCUGACCACAAAACUACUUCCAGUACGUCAUCAUCUCGACCACAGUCCUACUCCCAGUAGUCAUCUCAGGAUCAGACCUACUCCCAGUACGUCAUCUCUCGACCACAAACUACUUCCAAACUACUUCCAGUACGUGUCAUCUCGACCAUUGAGAACUACUUCCAGUACGUCAUCUCGACCACAGACCCACUCCCAGUACGUCAUCUCUGACCACAGAACUACUCCCCAGUACGUCAUCUCAGGCACAGAACUACUUCCAGUACGUCAUCUCGACCACAGAACUACUCCUGGUACGUCAUCUCAGGCAGAACUGGCCCAGUACGUCAUCUCGACCACAGACCUACCCCAGUACGUCAUCUCGAUUCACAGACCCACUUCCAGUACGUCAUCUCGACCAUACAGACCCACUCCCAGUACGUCAUCUCGACCACAGAACUAUUCUCCAGGCGUCAUCCUGACCAGAACUACCCCAGUACGUCAUCUCAGGCACAGAACUACUCCCAGUAUGUCAUCUCGACCACAGAACCAAUUCCCCAGUACGUCAUCCUCGACCACAGAACUACUCCCCAGUACGUCAUCUGACCACAGACCUACUUCCAGUACGUCAUCUCAGGCACAGACCUACUCCCAGUACGUCAUCUCUGACCACAGACCUACUCCCAGCACGUCAUCUCUGACCACAGACUCCACUUCCAGUACGUCAUUCCCUGACCACAGAACUACUCCCAGUACGUCAUCUCGACCACAGAACUACUUCCAGUACGUCAUCUCUGACCACACAGACCUACUCCCCAGUACGUCAUCUCUGACCACAGACCUACUUCCAGUACGUCAUCUCGGACCACAGACCUACUUCCAGUACGCUAUCCGGACCACAGAACUACUCCCAAACUACUCCCAGUGCUGCCGCGCCCCAGGUGUUGCAGUCCAUUCCCUAGUACGUCAUCUCGACCCACAGAACUACUCCCAGUACGUCAUCUCGACCAUAGAAUCAGCUCCCAGUACGUCAUCUCGACCACAGACCUACUUCCCAAACUACUUCCCCAGUACGUCAUCUCGACCACAGAACUACUCCCAGUACGUCAUCUCGACCACAGACCUACUCCCAGUAAUGUCAUCUCGACCACAGACCUACCCCAGUACGUCAUCUCGACCACAGACCUACUCCCAGUACGUCAUCUCGACCACAGAACUACUCCCAGUACGUCAUCUCGACCACAGACCUACUCCCAGUACGUCAUCUCGACCACAGAACUACUCCCAGUACGUCAUCUCGACCACAGACCUACUCCCAAACCACUCCCCAGUACCUCAUCUCGGCCACAGAACUACUCCCCAGUCCCUCAUCUCGGCCACAGAACCACUCCCCAGUACCUCAUCUCGGCCACAGAACUACUCCCCAGUACCUCAUCUCGGCCACAGAACUACUCCCCAGUACCUCAUCUCGGCCACAGAACCACUCCCCAGUACCUCAUCUCGGCCACAGAACUACUCCCCAGUACUUCAUCUCGGCCACAGAACUACUCCCCAGUACUUCAUCUCGGCCACAGAACUACUCCCCAGUACCUCAUCUCGGCCACAGAACACACAAUCAUUAGGUAAGCAGACGGGUAUAGGUAAGAAAUACAACAAAACUAUCAAUAGAAUUCGUCAGUUUAAGGAAAAGGCAAAUGAACACAGUGACAAUGGAUCACGAAGGUCUGACCGCCUGUUAGGGGUAGUGCACAUUAGAGACUUUUAG
This is a messenger RNA of Homarus americanus (American lobster), 2664 nucleotides long. RefSeq names its product flocculation protein FLO11-like. The record is from RefSeq and is a predicted model, not a curated record. The coding region runs from base 1 to 2664 and encodes 887 amino acids. The transcript has 7 exons. NCBI's taxonomy places the organism in Eukaryota, Metazoa, Arthropoda, Malacostraca, Decapoda, Nephropidae.